AGUACUUGUAUAUGCCCUCGAAUUCAUUUAUUGCAUAUUUUACUGUUGAUACUUGAAAUAUCAUACCAACAUGCCCGAGCUAGCAGAGAUCCACCGCAUUGUGCAUUUUAUUCGUGAGCAUCUGGUUGGGAAAACGCUGUCCAAAGUACAAGCACAACAUGAUGAUAUUGUAUUUGGCAAAGUUGGCACUAGUGCCGCCGAAUUUCAAAAGGCAAUGCAAGGAAAGAAGAUCGUGGGAGCAGGCCAACAGGGAAAAUAUUUCUGGAUCACAAUGUCUUCACCACCACACGCUGUGAUGCACUUUGGAAUGGCUGGUUGGAUGAAGAUCAAGGAUGCCGACACAUAUUACUAUCGAACCGACAAGCCUGCAGACCAGGAGUGGCCCCCCAAAUAUUGGAAGUUUCUGCUGGAGACAAGUGAUGAGCCGAAAACAGAGGCGGCAUUUGUGGAUGCCCGCAGGCUUGGUCGCAUUAGACUGGUGGAUUGCCCCGCUGAUGAGAUCCGAAACCAUACUCCGCUCAAGGAAAAUGGGCCUGAUCCAGUCACCGAUAAAGACACCGUGGAUGAAGCAUGGUUGACAGAGAAGCUGGGAAAGAAGAAAGUGCCAAUCAAGGCUCUUCUGCUCGACCAGGCGAAUAUCAGUGGAAUCGGAAAUUGGAUGGGCGAUGAGAUCCUCUAUCAUGCCAAGAUACACCCAGAACAAUACAGCAACACUUUGAAUGGCGAUCAGAUCAAGGCGCUACACUCUGCCAUUCAUUAUGUCUGCUCUACAUCAAUUGGUGUACUGGCAGACUCAGAAAAGUUUCCCGAGCACUGGCUUUUCAAGCACCGCUGGGGCAAGGGGAAGAAGAACCAGCCCACCGCCCUACCCAAUGGGGAUAAAAUCACUUUCCUUACCGUUGGAGGUCGAACAAGUGCCGUUGUUCCAGCUGUCCAGAAGAAGACUGGUCCUGUCGCCAAAGAUAUUGAAGAAGACGUUGCAAAAUCUACACCAGCUAAUUCGAAACGGAAACUUGUGGCCCUGAAGAAAGAAAGCGACUCCGAAGCGGAAGAAACGACACAGACAAAGAAGCGAGGAGCGCCAAAAGAAAAGAAACCAACUGUAAAGAGUGAGUACUUUGAAGAGGAGAAGGCAAAGCCCGCCGUUGUUGGCAGAAGACGUUCUACGCGUACAUCUAAGUGA
This is a messenger RNA of Penicillium samsonianum, 1183 nucleotides long. Its product is annotated as putative formamidopyrimidine-DNA glycosylase. The record is from RefSeq and is a predicted model, not a curated record. Gene Ontology annotation, molecular function: DNA-(apurinic or apyrimidinic site) endonuclease activity; damaged DNA binding; DNA N-glycosylase activity. Gene Ontology annotation, cellular component: nucleus. The transcript has 2 exons. The coding region runs from base 71 to 1183 and encodes 370 amino acids. Lineage: Eukaryota; Fungi; Ascomycota; Eurotiomycetes; Eurotiales; Aspergillaceae. Gene Ontology annotation, biological process: base-excision repair.